GAAGAACUAUCUCCUUUUCCCAACUUUAGAUCCCAGAGUCUGACGCUAGUUAUCGAUUAUAGCCUUCUUCUAUAAACGGCCUUUGUCUUUAUUAUUUGGUUGGCUAUCUGUGUCGUCGCAUCGACUCAAUUCCGUUAUCGCCAAAAUUUCGAAUCAUACUGCGAUCGCCGCAAAGCCCGGGCUUUAACACAAAGAGAACUUAUCAGACGAUUAUAGUCUUUUCUCGAGCAGCUUUCCAUUCAUAAUACUUUAUAAACAACAAAAUGGCUGCCCCAUCCCUUUCCGCCCGUGGCGCCUACCGUCAGAUUCUCCGCGCUACCCGCAUUGCCUUCCAUGAGGACACUCGUGUACUCCUCGCCGCUCGUCAAGAGGCCCGCCGCCAGUUCGACGAACAUAAGCGUGUAGGCAUCGAUACGCCCAUGCAGAUCAACCAUGCCAUUGAAGUGGCCAGCAUCUUGAAGCACAACAUUGUACAAGGAGUAAAAGAGGAGGGCAACGAAGCCGCCAAGUGGGAACUUCGGAUUCACGAUGAUAUUGAGCGUGGUGACAAUGAUUCGAUUAAGCAUGCGGGCAAGGACAUCAAGAUCCAUAAGGCUUGUUCGGCAUAAGUGUCGCUGAGUGGAAGUUUCCUACGAAGGAUGCACAUGAUAACACCUGCAUUUUUGCAUUGUAUUAUAGUAUACCCGACUUUUCUCUCCUUCGGCGUCUUUUGGGGUAUU
Molecule: messenger RNA, 719 nt
Organism: Aspergillus pseudonomiae
Lineage: Eukaryota; Fungi; Ascomycota; Eurotiomycetes; Eurotiales; Aspergillaceae
Product: LYR motif-containing protein
Exons: 3
Coding region: 264-608 (114 amino acids)
Biological process (GO): mitochondrial respiratory chain complex III assembly
Source: RefSeq, a predicted model, not a curated record